Ruditapes philippinarum (Manila clam) is the source of this 2972-nucleotide messenger RNA. RefSeq names its product protein rtoA-like. The record is from RefSeq and is a predicted model, not a curated record. NCBI's taxonomy places the organism in Eukaryota, Metazoa, Mollusca, Bivalvia, Venerida, Veneridae. The transcript has 2 exons. Bases 881 to 2203 code for a protein of 440 amino acids.
UGACAGAAUUCUGGAAACAAAGUGAUCCCUCGGAAGCAUUAAUCACAACAAAAUAACAUAAGAAUUGCAGACUCGGUUUGAUAGAGUCUGUGCAUGAGGGAUAAUGAAUUAGUGCAACAUCCCUCACGCCCCCUAGCACCGGCUUGAGCGGUACUCAAUUCUCAACACUUUAUAGUGUUGGCAUCAAUGAUCCCGAAGGACCAGAAAAUAUAACAACACUGAAGUGAAGUACGGGGCAACUUUUUACGGCUGCCACACGGCACUUGACACCUGCUGUUGUGAAGUACAAAAUUCUGGAAACAAAGUGAUCCCUCGGAAGCAUUAAUCACAACAAAAUAACAUAAGAAUUGCAGACUCGGUUUGAUUGAGUCUGUGCAUGAGGGAUAAUGAAUAAGUGCAACAUCCCUCACGCACCCUAGAAGUCUUUCCGUUGCAUUAACCGUACUUUCGAAAUUUACUUUUAUUAUGGUUUGGUUUAACUAUAUCAGAAAGAAUGGAUCUACAAGUAGGACAAAUGGUCUUAGAACAAUUUGACUUCAUCUGCAGCACAUAAUGCGCUAGAAGUGUUUUUCGUUUGAAUAUUUUAAAGUGAUUUCAUAUAUUAAAAGUGCUGGGAAAAGUAAGCUAAUGUAUUCCUCUGUUGCUUUAAGUAUAAGCCGAUUUCUGUUCCGAACAUACGUUGUCCAGAAUUUAACGCAAUAUAUUGGUAUGUGUUACCAUCAUCUUAAGUUUUGGUUUAAUGCGGCGUUAUAAAUAACUUGUUCUUCGGGAUUAUUACUUGUAAUGAGAGAUUUAAAACAUGUGUAAUCACUAGUUACACCGUCCACAGAAGUGUAACAGAUUUAACGAGAACCAUUGGCUGCCCUGUUACUGUGUGAAGAUGAAAGAGGUUAUAUUACAGUUUCCAAAAUCUGUGUGUCCAACCACUUCGAGUGAGAGGGUCAUCAUUUUGGGUUCUAGCUAUCAAAGAAUGUUGAACGCUCUGUUGAGAACGUUUAUACUUUUUGCAACUUUUGUUGCGGCAACACGGGGAACGUACGUUGUUGAUACCUAUAACUCAUUGGAUAUUGACGAAACGUCGAGCUUAGAACAGUCUAUCAAUGCUGAAUCCAACACUGAAACGCUUGAAAUAAGUAUCUGGAGUCCAUGGGGAGCAUUUAAUGGUGGAGGCUCAACUGAAGAAUCAGGAACAGCCAGAACAACAGUCAAACCACACAGCAUUAAAUCAGUGGGAUCUCAAACGUCUGACGACAACUCUAACUCAGUCGAUAGUGCCACGGCUAAUGAUGGAGCUUCUGUUAAAUCAAUUUCACUAAAUUCUGGGGCGUCUAAUAAUGGUGACGAGAAUGCCGGGGGUGGAUUGAAUGGUGGAAGUUCAAGUAAGGUUUCAGAAAUAAAUAGAACGACGGUAAAACCAAAGAGCAUUAAAUCUUCUGGAUCUCAAACGUCUGACGACAACUUUAACUCAGUCGAUAGUGCCACGGCUAAUGAUGGAGCUUCUGUAAAAUCAAUUUCACUAAAUUCUGGGGCGUCUAAUAAUGGUGACGGGAAUGCCGGGAGUGGAUUGAAUGGUGGAAGUUCAAGUAAGGUUUCAGAAAUAAAUAGAACGACGGUAAAACCAAAGAGCAUUAAAUCUUCUGAAUCUCAAACGUCUGACGGCAAUUCUAACUCAGUCGAUAGUGCCACGGCUAAUGAUGGAGCUUCUGUAAAAUCAAUUUCACUAAAUUCUGGGGCGUCUAAUAAUGUUGAUACCUAUAACUCAUUGGAUAUUGACGAAACGUCGAGCUUAGAACAGUCUAUCAAUGCUGAAUCCAACACUGAAACGCUUGAAAUAAGUAUCUGGAGUCCAUGGGGAGCAUUUAAUGGUGGAGGCUCAACUGAAGAAUCAGGAACAGCCAGAACAACAGUCAAACCACACAGCAUUAUAUCGGCUGGAUCUCAAACGUCUGACGACAACUCUAACUCAGUCGAUAGUGCCACGGCUAAUGAUGGAGCUUCUGUAAAAUCAAUUUCACUAAAUUCAGGGCCGUCUAAUAAUUAUGACGGGAAUGCCGGGGGUGGAUUGAAUGGUGGAAGUUCAAGUAAGGUUUCAGAAAUAAAUAGAACGACGGUAAAACGAGCAUUAAAUCUUCUGAAUCUCAAACGUCUGACGGCAACUCUAACUCAGUCGAUAGUGCCACGGCUAAUGAUGGAGCUUCUGUAAAAUCAAUUUCACUAAAUUCUGGGGCGUCUAAUAAUGGUGACGGGAAUGCCGGGAGUGGAUUGAAUGUGGAAGUUCAAGUAAGGUUUCAGAAAUAAAUAGAACGACGGUAAAACCAAAGAGCAUUAAAUCUUCUGAAUCUCAAACGUCUGACGACAACUUUAACUCAGUCGAUAGUGCCACGGCUAAUGAUGGAGCUUCUGUAAAAUCAAUUUCACUAAAUUCUGGGGCGUCUAAUAAUGGUGACGGGAAUGCCGGGAGUGGAUUGAAUGGUGGAAGUUCAAGUAAGGUUUCAGAAAUAAAUAGAACGACGGUAAAACCAAAGAGCAUUAAAUCUUCUGAAUCUCAAACGUCUGACGGCAAUUCUAACUCAGUCGAUAGUGCCACGGAAAUUAAUGAUGGAGCUUUUGAAAAAUCAAUUUCAGAAAAUUCUGGGGCGUCUUCUAUAAACGGCGGAAGCUCAAGCAAGGUUUCAGAAAUAAAUAGAACGACGGUAAAACCAAAAAGCCUAAAAUCAUCUGAAUCUCAAACGUCUGACGACAACUCUAACUCUCUCGACAGUGCGACGGAAAUUAAUGAUGGAACAUCUGAAGAGUCAAUUUCACAAAAUUCUGUGGCGUCUAAUAUAGUUGAAUGGAGCCCCUGGGGUGGAUUGACUGGUCGAAGGUAAAAUUAGAUGAAGGAAUGUUAAGUAAAGAGACAAUAAUACUGUAACCGUCAUGUUGAAAACAAACAAUAAAAAUGUAAUUGAUAAAAACAUCACUAUGUGAAG